Penicillium taxi is the source of this 558-nucleotide messenger RNA. RefSeq names its product transporter YIP1. Bases 1 to 558 code for a protein of 185 amino acids. The transcript has a single exon. Gene Ontology annotation, cellular component: trans-Golgi network. The record is from RefSeq and is a predicted model, not a curated record. Gene Ontology annotation, biological process: vesicle fusion with Golgi apparatus; endoplasmic reticulum to Golgi vesicle-mediated transport. Lineage: Eukaryota; Fungi; Ascomycota; Eurotiomycetes; Eurotiales; Aspergillaceae.
AUGGAUGAUAGUGAUCUCUACGGUGCCCUCCUUUACAUUGUCCUCUACGGUACUUUUCUUCUCCUCUCUGGAAAGGUCUUCUAUGGCUACAUCUAUGGCGUUGCAGUCUUUGGCACUGUUGCCCUGCAUCUUAUCCUUAGUCUUAUGUCGCCCGCUCUUGAUGCUGCGCCACCGACACCGAACGCCGCCGAUCCUAACAACUAUAACCCUCACCACAAACCUUCUAUGUCUACUGGCUCCGUCGGCCAUUUUUCUUCCACUUUGACUUUCCCCCGCUCAGCCAGUGUUCUGGGUUACUGUUUCCUUCCCCUGGUUAUGACUAGUGGCGUUGGUAUUCUGCUGCCUAUGGAUACCCUAUUCGGUUAUCUCUUGACUAUUGCUGCUGUGGGUUGGUGCACUUACAGUUCAUCAGGCAUGUUCUGUGCCGUAGCGCGCAUGAGUGGUAUGCGAGGGUUGGUGGCAUACCCCCUUGCUCUAUUUUAUGUUGUCUUCGGCAUCAUGGGAAUAUUCUCAUCUCGGGGCACAGGCACUCUUGCGGUCAAGACUGGUGCUGCCUAA